Messenger RNA from Ostrinia nubilalis (European corn borer), 9655 nucleotides. It is a transcript of the gene Camta, whose product is annotated as calmodulin-binding transcription activator 2. Gene Ontology annotation, cellular component: nucleus. The coding region runs from base 81 to 3515 and encodes 1144 amino acids. Lineage: Eukaryota; Metazoa; Arthropoda; Insecta; Lepidoptera; Crambidae. The transcript is spliced from 20 exons. Gene Ontology annotation, biological process: regulation of transcription by RNA polymerase II. Gene Ontology annotation, molecular function: transcription coregulator activity; double-stranded DNA binding; protein binding. The record is from RefSeq and is a predicted model, not a curated record.
UUGCAGCAAUACUCAUCAGUUUUGACAAACACACGGAAUGGCAGUCCAAAGAGGUCAAAAUUCGGCCAAAAAGCGGCUCGAUGCUGCUGUACAGCCGGAAGAAGGUCAGGUACCGAAGAGACGGGUACUGCUGGAAGAAGAGGAAAGACGGCAAGACCACCCGCGAAGACCACAUGAAGCUCAAGGUCCAGGGGACUGAGUGCAUCUACGGUUGCUACGUGCACUCCGCCAUCCUGCCCACGUUCCAUCGACGGUGCUACUGGUUGUUGCAGAACCCGGACAUAGUCCUGGUGCAUUACCUGAAUGUGCCGUACCCGGACGACAACAAGCUCGCGACGGUGGCGCCGAGCCUGGCGCUGUGGGCGGACAAGAAGGAGUGGACGAAGGACGAGCUCGUUAGCCAGCUGAAACCUAUGUUUUUCAGCGAAGAUGAGCCGGACAUCAACAGCGACCUGGAAAUUUCAGGAAAAAUGUUUCAGACAGCGGAGACGGUGGAAGCCAUCGUCGGUCAGCUGAUGGAAAAGCAACGGGCGGCCAGAGCCGCGGCCCUUGCCAGGCAGCUGGAAUGCGGCUGUCCGGACUCCACCUGCCAAGACUCCAGGACUUGCGCGCACCCACUGCGGCGCAUCCAAGCGGCUAAGCCACCACCGUCAGACCACCACGUGUCGUCCACUACUGGCCCGUCACCGCGACCGAUGUCCCAACCUCCCAGACAAUACACCAGAGAUCACAGAACUUCACAACAAUCAGCGUCACCGUUACUUCUAUCCCUAGGUCAAAUACAAGGAGGCGGUGGUCUCCUAAUCCUGAAUGGAACCAGCAAUACCACACAACAACAUUCCUCCUUAGUAUCACCUCUAUCAGUGACGUCAUUUGUCUGUGAAGAACCCAGAGACAGGUACCGACAGCAGUACAAACCUACUUUUGUUCUGAAAAGGGAAGUGCCUGACACUCCGACUCCAUGUCGUCAAAAUUCAGACUCCACUUUUGAAGUGGAAAGUCAAGUAGAAGAAAAAAUAGAGGUAGAGACUUUUGAAACAAAAAUAAAAAUAGAGCAUAGGACUAGAAACCAGAUGAUUGCCAGCGCACCGGCCACGCCGUCUCGGUAUCCUGAUCUGGUGGAGCGAUUAGAGAGUAAGGUUUUUACAGAUAACUGUGAUGAUACGUUAGUAUUACUUGGAACUGAUGGAAAUUUAGGGUCUAGUGGAUUUUUCGAUGAAACAUUGGAAUUGUCGCAUGAAGACAUACAGAAGACGCUAUCAGCGAAUAUGCCUUCGUGUGAACUAAAUAGGAGUGGAGUGAGAUCUUCUGAUACGGCCAAUGUUAUGGUCUCAGGAAUUGAUACCAUGGACUUUAUUGAAAGCUGCGAGGCAGUUGCUUCACCCACCCAUGUUGUAGAUGAUAAUGUUUUUGUGAAUCUGGACGCUUUUGAUAUGCUUGGUGAUUUUCCGGAACUAGAGGUAUUGGAUCCUAGUUCAAUAUCAACGAAUCCAGUGCCGAGUUGUGGCAAGUCGCCCCCCGCCGAAGAGAGUGAGAAGAUGCAAACGGAAUGCAGCAACGAAGGAACUCUGAGCAUCACUGACUAUUCUCCCGAAUGGGCGUACCCUGAAGGAGGAGCCAAGGUCCUAGUGGCGGGCCCUUGGACCGAGUCAUCGGAUCAGUAUACGGUGCUCUUUGACAACUUCCCCGUACCGUCGAUAUUGGUGCAGAAUGGACUACUGAGGUGCUAUUGUCCAGCUCAUGAAGCCGGCCUAGCAGCGAUGCAAGUCGCACGCGGCGGCCGGGUGGUUUCCGAUACAGUGGUAUUCGAGUACAAAGCCGGUCCAGCUCCGGCGCCGUCUUCGCCCGCGUCCGCGCCGCUGCCGUCGCUGGACUUUAGGCGGUUUACGCUGCUGCAGCGCUUGCAGCGGCUGCAUGGACGGCUGCAGAUCAAGAGCGAGCCGAUGGAUGAUAACAAUCAGAUUGAUGAGGUCCAACUAUACUCGAACCCAAAAUUUGAAGAGCGGCUGGUCUCCUUCUGUCGAUCACUAAGCGCCCGUUCCACGGGUACUUCCGAGGGUUUCACCACGGAGCCUGGUGAAGAUGGCUCGUCCGUCCUCCACUUGGCUGCAGCAUUAGGAUAUACCAAGCUGACGACAGCGCUACUGAGGUGGAAGCAGGAUGACAGCAGUCUGGCGCUGGAGAAAGAAGUCAAUUUGGGGGCGAGGGAUGUUGAUAAUAAUACGCCUUUGAUGCUGGCAAGUGCCGCCGGUCACGUAGAAACAGCUGUUGUCUUGGCUAGGUGGUCAGCCGGCACUCGGUGUGAGGCGGGAGCCAGGCAGGCCGCUGCUGCUGCCCGGCGUUCAGGCCAUUCGAAGCUAGCUGCCCUGCUGGACAGGAUACACCCUCCGCCUAGGGAUGGAGUAUUUCUGAGGCCACAUAGUUUAUCCCAGAAAGGGCGAACGGGCAGUUUGGAGAGCAACCUCAUCAAAAGGCCCUCGAUAGAUAGCGGAAUCAAUAUGGCGGACGCGUUCAGAUCCAGCUCGGCUAUCGACAAAUCUGAGUCUAGCUCAGCUCGGUGGGAACGCAGCAUGUCCCUGCCUCUUGAUUCCGACACUUCCGAAGACAGUCUUGGAGACUCAAAGAUCGGGAGACGCAUGGACUUGGCUCUUUGGGAGCAGGAUGACAGAGUGUUCACGUUGGCCGAGCAAAUCAUCGCCGCGAUGCCAGAAAGGAUAAAAAACGAAAGCUCGUCGUUGCUGUCGGGCUGCGGGCUCGAGGGCGGCGGGGGCAACGGCGAGGACACGCUCAUGGUCCCGCUGCUCGAUGACGCCACCACCUUCAACACCGAGUUCAGCUUUGAGUUCUGCGAUAAUACUUACAGGUAUUGCGGUGGAUCGACUCCAUCAUCAGGAUCCGUAUCUCCCGGGUCCGCGUUGUCGCCUCCACCGCCGUCUCCCAGGCCCGCGAUCAACGCGGCCCCGUCUGCUACACUGCAGGAGUUCCUGAACGCUACCACGCAUUUCUCCAGUCUUACACUAAAUGACCGAGAACAGCGCGAGCUAUACUCGGCGGCCAUCACGAUACAGAAGGCGUACCGGCAGUACCGAGGCCGGCAGUUACAACGGCGCGCCGCCGCCGCCGCUAUCACUAUACAGAACUGCUACCGGCGGUACAAACAGUUCGCGUACUUGAAGCAGAUGCACGCGGCGGCCACGGUGAUCCAGCGCGGAUACCGCACAAUGCGCGCGCGCCGCCUCGCCUCCACACCCAUCAAGAGGACAUAUUCCCAGAGGCGUCAAAACCAAGCCGCGAGGAAGAUUCAGCAGUUCAUGAGACAAUCUAAAAUCAAGUUGCAGAGCGCACGAGCCGAAAGCGUGAGGGCGGCCCUGCGGUCGCCGGCUGCCCUCCCAAGCUCAUCGCCGCGCAUCACCAGUACACCACCCACGCCCAAUAGGGUCGUCGAUUAUCUAGCUCCGCAAUCACCAAUGAAUGCAGACGAAGACCUACUUCUAGAGUUGCUGUUCAGAAUGUGAGGAGCCUAGAUACGACGCCCACGGUGUGGAUACUAUUCAUUUGAAAGAGUACAUUUCAAGCACAGUUCAAGUGUCCGAUUUUGUUCCUUUCGCAACAUAUUUGAUUGUAAGUCGGUAUUUGAUUUGUUGUUCGAAUAUUUGCUUUAUAAGAACCUACAUAUACAAUUUGAAAAUGUUCACCUUCGUUACGAAAUUUUAGUUUAUCAAAACCUUUGACUGCCUCCGUUACACAAACGACCUUAUUUCAAGGACACACCUUUCCUUUUCUAAUAACGUAGUCAAUUGAGAACACUGUAUCUACUUACUGCUACUUGAACCUAAUUCAAGCUUAUUUUUAAGCGUAUAUUUUCAACUGUUCUCUAAAACAUUCCAAAGCAGGUUUCUUCUUAGAGUUGUGAGAUAACUCGGGCCUUGUCUACUUAAAUUUUAACCUGUCGUUUUGUAAUAGCCAUUUUAUUAAUGAUGAAUACAAAAGUUUUGACUUUCACAAACACGAAAUCUAUUCAAAUUCUUGUCUUUGUUUAGUUUUGUAGAUCUAUCUGUUUCCUUUAAAAUGACUUGUUCAGAGUUUGGAUUCGAUUUUUCUUUAUUUUAAACUCUUCAGGUCAUAGACAGGGUUAUAUUUAGUAUAAAUUUUAUCGUAUUUGUAUUAUAUUUUCAUAAUGUAUUUUUGAGACAUUUGUUUAGGACAUUUAUUGGAAUCAUAAUAUUUUUGAAAACUCUAAAUUGGAUGUAAAGUAAUUUAUCUAGAUCAUCAACGUAUUGGCUGAUUUUUCUUAUAAAAAUGAAAAAUGUCGAAUCAAUUCCACGUAAUCUAAAAUGGGUCAGUAAAGUUUGGCUAUUAAGUUUAGUUUAUUUGCUAAUGAUUUCAAUGGUUACAUUCCUAAACUAAAACGUUUAGGCGUUUCGUUAGUUAUUUUGCUUACGACAUUAGAGGAUCAAGUCAAAACUUGGAUUCUUGAUUCCAUUGAUGAUUUCGACGACGGAGUCUAAAAUUAUGUAGGUUAAGUACAAAUUCAAAUUAUUAAAAAGCCACUGUUCUUAUAAAGUAGAUGCACCUAGCGUAAAAUACAAUAAACCCGACGAGCUGUGAGUAUUUUGAGAUUUUAUCGUAUUUAAGGAAAUAAAAAGUAAUUAUGCAGUUAUUAUAGUUUGACUAUUGGUCAAAGUUAACAAUAUAGGUUUCAUUCCAGCCUAAAUAGGUUAAUUGUUUUCUAGUCUACGCAGCGACGCCUUAGAGUAUCAUCGAACAUGAUCUAUUUAAAUUCCAGUAGACUUAGAUCUAAAUUUGGAAGCUUAUCUCUGCCAUUAUUAUUUAACAUUUUGGUGUAUUCUGUUACAAAACUAUUACUGAUGAUCUUGCCGCUCUUGUUUUUUUGACAAAAGUCAACAUAGUUCGAGAUCGAUACUUGUGUUUCUUCAUCCCUAGUUCCUAUAACGAAACUAUUGAAAUCGUUAAUGAAUUUUCUUAUACCUACAAUUAGUUCAUUAGAUACUAAUUUUGGUUAUAGAUCCUCGAUAAAGCUAAAUGCCAUACUUAUCUAGCGUUCAUGAAAAAAAAGGUUGUGCACCACUUAAUAUAGAAAUAAACUACCUAAAUAUUCCCUUUUUCUGAAUUCUCUGAUAUUUUAACGUAGUAUAGAUAUAGUUUAAGGGAUUAGAGUAAUCAUAGCUUAACCAUAAGACGACAACAGCCGUCGAGAUAUUUUCGAUUCGUAUUUUUAUAAAGCAAAAGUUACGAACGACUAAGAUUGCUUUGCUUGUGCAGGGCCAAGGAUCAGGUGACUUCGGAAUUCUUUUGAUACCAGUUUAUUGAGUUCUCUGACUAAAUCAAAAUUUAGACAUUUCUUCAGUAAAUCUUUAUAACUAUUUUCAGAAUUAAAUUAUGAGUUAAAUAUUCCUCUAUUAGAUUUCUUUAUUUCAUUUUCGAGAGGCCCAGUGUUGAAAUUUGUAGGUAACACCCCCUUUACUCUCAACUAGUAUCAAACACCUUACGAAUCUUUGGACUUAUAUUCUUUGGAACUCGUUUGGAGUAAACGUGGUCAAAAUCAAGUAAAAAUGAAAAGACACGCGACGUAGAAUGAGAAAACCGUCCAGUUGUGGCGGCAAACCCUCCGGUGGCAAAAUGAUGUAAGUCGCACUACGAAAACAAGCGAAAACGAUGUUGACGGCAAUUGAAAUAGAGGCGCGAUUCGCUUGCAAGGUCAAUGGGCACCCGAGGGCGCGAAUACAACAUGUAUAUUUCAUAUUUUUGGAUCGCUAAUUUUAAGAUGUUAUAUUUAUAUAUGUAUAUGUAGUAAUGGCGAAUACAAAAACAGUAUUUCGAGAAUGUAUUGCGCCAAAAGUUUUGAUGUAUUAAUUUUCCAUAAAAGUUAUUAUCUCAUUGUUUUAUUUCAAAUGGAUAAAUAGUUCGUUUAGCUAGUGGUCAUGCGUAUAUAUUUUUGGAUAGCGUGCACGAUUGCUUACGAGCGCCGAUGAAACGUGGAGAAAAAAUACACAAAGAAAAUAUGUAAAAAAAAAUAUUUUUAACUGCAACGCAGAACCUCCGAAAGCAAUAAUAUUUUUGUGGUGAAAGUAACUCCGAUUUGUAAAGAGAGAGUAUUUUAUUAUCCACACGAUCGUCACAAACAGUUGUAGGAAGCUUUUAGUGCGGCCUUUGAGGUGCUCCUUUUAUGAAAACGAGGGCAAUUUUCAGGAUGAAUCAGCUGGAUUUUCGUCAGCGAUAUUUCACAGUUCAAACUUUGAGAUGCAAAAAAACUUAUUAUUCAUGUUCGAAAUUCAAUGGGAUUGAAGGAAACUUUUCAAUGCCUCUUAAGAUAUUUCCCUUUUGAAAUAUUUUAGUGAUUCAAGUCGACACCGUAAACAAAAAGGUGAAGUAUCAACUCCUGGAUUUCUGUAUUUCAAUUCUUGUUAGGCUGAAAUAGUUCGCACGAGUAGCGCCGAAUGCCUCGAGACAAGGGCUGUUUUACCCCCAUUUAAACGGGAUGGAGGUCAAAACAAUAAUUUGGGCCCUACGUUAAUGUUUUGUGAGUUUCACGAAAGGAAAGGAGCAAAGCAACGGCUGACCUUAGUUUUGACCACUGCUAAAGAAAUAGUGCACUAGAUGUAGAACUAGUUAGAUAAAUUACUACUUAUAUAUAUAAAAUAAUAAAAAAAUCUUGAAAUCUAUACAUAGAAUUUAAAAUUAAAAGUUUAACUAAUACUUUUUAUUAUUAUAUUAUAAGAAGCUUGUUCACACAUUUUAACUUCAUAUUUAGUAAGUAAUCCUUAAGACUUAAAUGAUAGUAAUGUUACUAAAGGUACUGGAUUGGACUUAGUGAGACUACGGUUGGUUAUUUGAGUUCGUGUGGGCCGUAGAUAAAUGCUAUAAUUAUUAUGAAUUAUUAUGCCAAAGGCAAACGUUUUUUUACAAUGUGAUAACGGCAAAGACCUUCAUUUGGAGCAUCUACUAGUUAUUUUUUUAGGAUAGAUUUUAGAUAUAGUCAAGUAUAUUGAUUUUCUACGGCGUUUUAAUAUUGAAUACAUAAGGCAUCUGCCCACUCAUAUCUUUAUUUAUUUUACACCAUUUAAUGGAAUACAUGGCAGUAUUAUUACCGAGAUAAGACGUUACAAAUAAUAAUUAGGUAUUAAUUUUGUUUAGUAUGAAGCAGCAAUAAAGCAUUUUCAAUUAAUGAAAAGCAUUUACAGACAGUUCCAAUAGAGAUUGUUGUACUUUAUUUAAAAUAUUGAUUGCAUUUUACCAAAAAUGUACCACCGAUUGCGUAGCCUGAAGUUCUUAAAGUUAAGUUUAUUCUUAUUAAAUAAGGAAAUUAUAACAUGUUGCAAAAAACUUACGCCUCCAAAACUCUUAGAAAAUACAUAUUCAAUAGCAUAUAGCAGCAAUUUUUAUUAUUAUCAUGAAGUGGACAGAAGUCUUUACGCUAUGCUUGCUUGGAUAAUAAUAUUCGAGGAAAUUGUUUUAACAGAAACGAGCCUGCCUAAAGCGUAUUGCAUAUCACUUAGGAAUACUUAUGAGAUUUUUGAAAAGCGUUCAAGUUUUUUUUGAUAAUGCUAGAUACUAGUCCAUUGUUUGUAUUUUAUAGAUGCUAUUCAAGUUUCAUAGGGCUGUAACCGAGUUUUUGUUGUAGCAUUAUUUAUAGUUAAUUUGCAAUUAUACUUAUUGUAAAACUUGUAAGAAUUCAUUUUAAUAAUGUUAAGUUACGUACUUAAAUAUUUAGUUAAUUGUAUACAUCGACCUUAUUUAAAAAGUAUAAGAUAUAGCGUUGCCAAAUAUUUUAGUUUCGAAUAGGCUAAUUAUUGUGUGUUAAUUUUUGUUUUGCAUGUUAACGUUACAGCCCGAACCUUUUUAGAUAUUAGCGGGUCUACUACGUAAAACGAUUUCGAUAAUCAACUCUUCUUUCUCUCUUAUACAUUUAAGAAAUUCUACGUGAGAGACAGAGACAUGUAGAGUCGAAAUGAAACCGAUUUACAGAGUACCCAUAGACUUGUUGCUUACAGUUUUUAUAUUCUAGUGAUAAUACUUAGCUAAUUUUAUAAAGUUAUUUUAGAACCAUUAUUUGUUUAUGCCAUCCUAAGCGUUGUAUGAUAAGUUCUUCAUUAUAGCAAAAUAAGUCAUUGUUAUGUACUGCCAAGUUUCAAGGUUUCUAAAACACCAACGGACGUAUUUAAGGCUUGUGAUGUCCAAUGAUUUAUUUGAUUUCUGUUGAUUGAUGUAUAAUGGUGUUGGAUGAUGGGAAGUGUACCUAGUCAAUGCUUGUUGGUGAGCUCGGAAUGUUCAUGGGAAUGUAAGAUUGAAACUGACUAUCAAAUAGGAAUUCCUGUUAUAACCUGUAUGUCACUUAAAAAGUUUUCAGUAACUACAGAAAAGCUGUCUCGUAAUGUUUAUGUAGUUUUUAAUAACCUAAAGCAAUAUAGAAGUAUACAAAGUUUAUUUAGGCGAUUUAUAUUCACCUAACGUGUAUAUAAUUUAGUGUUAAUAUUGAUUUUGUUUUAUUUCUUCCCACCCAACUUUUUAUUUGAGGUUAUUCAAUAUUCAUUAAUUGUACACAUCAAGAGAGUUAACUAAUUUUAUUUUCUAAUAGUACAACUUGAAAGAUAACAAGGUUUGGAAGCGAUCAAAUUAAAAUAAACAAAUAUAUUUUGUCAGUUUCAAUCAAACAAAUGAAUAGAAUGUGGUUUAAGUCGCCGAUUAUAUCCUGAAAGAGGCAAAUUAUUGAUUUGAUUGAAAACGAAUAAUUUUAAUAAACAUCGUGGAGAAAAGGCCAUACAAAAUGGUGGUAAACUUUUGGGAUUAAAAUCCCAUAAAUAAUUGUGAAUAACUUGCCUCUGUCAAAAUAUGUUGAGUGACUAAAAAACAAAGUCUUACUUUUAAAACGACUGCGUUUAUGUUAAAGUUGUUCCUAUGAUUCAUUUUGCACAGUUAGUAUAGAUUUUGGUGGUUAUUUUCUAGCAAUAAAUAAUAUUAUGUCUAUGUAUAUUGAUUUCUAUAUACUCUAUCGAGUUCAGGUUUGCAUUAGGCAAGUAAAGAUUUUUAUUUAAAUAUUUUUUACUAAUUUUAGCAAACUGUUUUAUACCUAUUUAUUUAACAAUUGAAUAUACACUACAUUCCAUUUUCAGUAUACACUACAUUCCAUUUUCAGUUAACUUUACCUUUACCUUAUUUUGACAUGGUUCCAUCAAUUCUAUACUAUCUGUGCUGUUAAAAUAUGCUAUAUAUUUUAGUGUUAUUUAUUUGUAACCAAAGUGGUCAAAUGUAUCGACAAAAACGUUAUUCCAUUGCUUUCAAUGCCAGAAAAACAUAAAAAGUAAAAAAAACAGGAAAGUAAUAAAAAAUAUAAAUAAAAAAACAUAAAAUGUUCACAAAACUUAUUUUAUUUAAAUUCAAACGCUUUUGUCCGACAUUCGAUCACUUGGUUUACAAAACACCCUGUAUUCAAUAUAUUGUGAUCAAGAAAGCAAUUGUAUGUUACCGAGUGUACCUUCGCACUGAACACAUUCCCUAUUUUAGUACAGUUGGACGCGAGAGGCCGGUCUGUCGGAUAAGUGUACUUUGAGAAAUAAUCUUCCUUUGUAAUUAUUAUAAUCUAUAAACACUACAAAUUGUGAUUCAAAGCAAUUUAAAAUAUUACUGCUGAUUAUAA